GACUUCAGAGCAGCGCAACCUAUCAAAAGGAGAGGGAUUGUCCAAACCGAUCCUGGCUGACAAUCUCAAUCCAUCUCUAUCGGAAAUUCGUGUAGAUAUUGCGGUUUUUAGAAAUUUCAAUCGAUUUCUCAAUCUGGGUUUUCGUUAGUUCGAUCUGAAACAGUAUUUUUCUUCUGAUAUUGGUUCGGCGUUUUCUGAUCUGGGUUUUUGUUAUUUUGAUCUGGAAAGGCGUUUUCUGAUCUUGAUUUUUGUUAUCUUGAUCCGAAGCGGUGUUUUCCGAUUUGGGUUUUUGUUAUUUUGAUCUGAAGCGGCAGUUUAUGGAUUUGGGUUCGUCGUAUUGGAUCUGGGAAGGUCAUUUCUGAUCUGGAUUCUUGGCGUUUUGAUCUGAAAAGGUAUUUUUGGACACCAGUUCAUGUUUUGUUUACCUGAAAAGUCGUUGUUUUUGUUAAUUUGACCCGAGGAGGUGUUCUUCCGUCCUGGUUUGUGUGAUUUUUAUCCGAAUAGGCGUUUUCUCGAUUCUGGUUAUUUGAGUUGUUGUGUUCGAUCAUUAUGAGGAAGAGAGAGCGAGAAAAUCCAUGUGUGGUGUGUGGGCAUUACCACAAGUACGAAGAAGGUGAGGUUUGUCCCAUUUGUGGCCACCGAAUUCCGGCUUCAUUCGAGAAAUCGGGCCUGCACUGCAGUGCUUUCCCAUCUGAGAUCCUGCCGGAAUUCCUCUACCUGGGCAGCUACGACAAUGCGUCCCGGUCUGAGCUCCUCAAAACACAGGGAAUUUCUAGGAUUCUCAAUACUGUACCUGCUUGUCAAAAUCUUUACAAGAACUCCUUCACUUACCAUUGCCUUCAAGAGGAGAAAACUUUACCAUUUGAGGAUGCAAUUCAGUUUUUAGAGCAAUGCGAAAAGGACAAGGCACGUGUUCUUGUCCACUGCAUGUCUGGAAAAAAUAGGUCGCCGGCUAUUGUAAUUGCAUACCUUAUGAAACGCAAAGGGUGGAGACUGGCACAGAGUUACCAGUGGGUAAAGGACCGGAGGCCAUCAGUGGAGCUAUCCCCAGCCGUCUCCCAGCAGUUGCAGGAGUAUGAGAAGACAAUCUUCGGAUCAAAUGACUGCAGCCCAAGUCCACUUUUCCCAUUAUCUGACACGCCAUCAUUCGGUUUUGGGUUCCCAAAAAUAAACUUAUCUCCCCCGGCUUUCAAUCAACCAUCGGCAACCUCAAUCUUCAACCGUGCCAACCUAAACAUCUCACCCCAGCAAUUCACUUUCGGAGCUGGGGUGAACGCCAAUGAGAUCGUUGAAAACCCGUUCAACGCCCCAAUGGACAGCUCCUGAGUUCCCAUUUUGUUGUGUAUUGGCAGGACAGUAUCGGGGUUCAGGACCUGGGAUCUUGACGUGUAUCUGAAUUUCAGAUAUGAAGAUGGGAAAAAGCGGGCUUUCAUGUCGAAGUGCAUUUUCUGAGGUGGGCAUUAUCCUAUUUUUUCUUGGAGUUGGUCGAUGUGGUUAAGCGGGUCAUGAACUGAUAAAUCCUUGUUCAAAUGGCUGAGAUGGAUUGCACUUUUUUUGUUUCCUGCACUUAAAAAUUUAUUGGCUUGUUAGAGGCUGAUAUAUGCUGUAAAUACAUAUGCUCUCUCUUUCAUGACAUUGUCUAACUACAGAAACUGUUCUCUGCA
Messenger RNA from Magnolia sinica, 1664 nucleotides. RefSeq names its product protein-tyrosine-phosphatase IBR5. Gene Ontology annotation, molecular function: protein tyrosine/serine/threonine phosphatase activity; MAP kinase phosphatase activity. Bases 550 to 1326 code for a protein of 258 amino acids. NCBI's taxonomy places the organism in Eukaryota, Viridiplantae, Streptophyta, Magnoliopsida, Magnoliales, Magnoliaceae. Gene Ontology annotation, cellular component: nucleus. Gene Ontology annotation, biological process: auxin-activated signaling pathway; negative regulation of MAP kinase activity; abscisic acid-activated signaling pathway. The record is from RefSeq and is a predicted model, not a curated record. The transcript is spliced from 5 exons.